This is a messenger RNA of Trichosurus vulpecula (common brushtail), 6499 nucleotides long. It is a transcript of the gene NAPB, whose product is annotated as NSF attachment protein beta. Bases 153 to 1049 code for a protein of 298 amino acids. The transcript has 11 exons. Gene Ontology annotation, cellular component: terminal bouton; synaptobrevin 2-SNAP-25-syntaxin-1a complex; vacuolar membrane. Gene Ontology annotation, biological process: SNARE complex disassembly; synaptic transmission, glutamatergic; intracellular protein transport. NCBI's taxonomy places the organism in Eukaryota, Metazoa, Chordata, Mammalia, Diprotodontia, Phalangeridae. Gene Ontology annotation, molecular function: soluble NSF attachment protein activity; syntaxin binding. The record is from RefSeq and is a predicted model, not a curated record.
UCCCUUCACUCCCUCCGCCCCUCCGCUGUGGAGAAACUCUAGAGGCGCGUUACCCAGCCAGCAGCUGGGGGUUCCGGUAGGCUGAGUCCUGCUCCGUCGCCGUUACUCCGUUAUUCUCCACCCCGAAUCCGAAGAGUGUAAAGGCGACAGACAUGGACAACGCGGGCAAAGAACGGGAGGCGGUGCAGCUGAUGGCGGAGGCCGAGAAGCGCGUGAAGUCCUCCCACUCGUUCUUGAGAGGGCUGUUUGGAGGAAAUACAAGAAUAGAAGAGGCUUGUGAGAUGUAUACGAGAGCUGCAAACAUGUUCAAGAUGGCCAAAAAUUGGAGUGCUGCAGGAAAUGCUUUUUGUCAGGCUGCCAAGUUGCAUAUGCAGCUACAGAGCAAACAUGAUUCUGCUACAAGUUUUGUAGAUGCUGGAAAUGCUUACAAAAAGGCCGAUCCACAAGAGGCUAUCAACUGCUUAAAUGCAGCCAUCGAUAUUUACACAGACAUGGGAAGAUUUACAAUUGCAGCCAAGCAUCACAUUACUAUUGCUGAGAUAUACGAAACCGAGCUGGUAGAUAUUGAAAAGGCUAUUGCACAUUAUGAACAAUCAGCUGACUAUUAUAAAGGAGAAGAAUCAAACAGUUCAGCCAACAAGUGUCUUCUUAAGGUGGCAGCGUAUGCUGCUCAACUGGAACAGUACCAGAAAGCAAUUGAAAUCUAUGAGCAGGUUGGGGCAAACACUAUGGACAAUCCUUUGUUGAAAUACAGUGCGAAAGAUUAUUUCUUUAAAGCAGCCCUUUGUCACUUCAUAGUUGAUGAAUUGAAUGCUAAGCUUGCUCUUGAGAAAUAUGAAGAAAUGUUUCCAGCAUUUACUGAUUCAAGAGAAUGCAAAUUAUUAAAAAAACUACUAGAAGCUCAUGAGGAACAGAACAGUGAAGCUUAUACUGAAGCGGUGAAAGAAUUUGACUCGAUAUCUCGCUUGGAUCAGUGGCUUACUACUAUGUUACUUCGUAUCAAAAAGUCAAUUCAAGGGGAUGGAGAAGUGGAUGGUGACCUGAAGUGAAUUGCCUAUAAUUUUUGUGGCAUGCAGCCUAACUCCUAUUUAUGUAUAUGUUAAUGGCCAGUGACCAUUACGGGAUACCCCAUUUCCCAUUAAUGGCUUCAUUUUUGUUGCAUAUAAACCAGAUGACUGCAUAUUGUUUAAGAUCCCUGUGUCUAUGUUAUGAUGAAAUGGAUGAAUAAGGGUCCUCUAAUGUUGUUUGUAUGUGCUUUGGAAAUAGUAUAUAUUUGUCAGAUUUCUAAGAUCUCUGGAAAAAAAUAUUUCAUGAAAUAAUAUAUUUUUCAUUCCUUUUCAGUGUUUAAAGAACCCAGGUUUUAUUUUUGCUUGAUGUUUCUGUAUGGUGCCUUAGACUUUAGCACCAAUUUAAUCAUGUAAAUAUGUGCUUUAUGCACAUGGAAUACACAUAUUAGCAUUUUAAUCUAUAUUAGCUUUAAACAUGUGUAUGCAAUGGGCAGUUGUCGGGGAUGAGUUUAUCUUUUUGUUUUGUUGGAAAUGAAUUUAGGAGUUUUUUUAGUUAUUACAAAACUAUCUUACUGGUGCUAGUGAUUAGCUCCUUUGCUUUUAUACCCUGUUUAUGGGCAUAAAAAAGGCUAUGUAGUGAUCUGGGUCUGUUGGUAUUACUUGUCAUGAGUAUAGGGAUAGCUAACAGAUUAUUUUUCUCAUGCCAGGAAAUUAAAAAUCAAAUUCAGUCAUCAUCACAUACACAUGUAUUGCUGAAAAACUCAUGAGGAACAGAACAUGAAGUUGGUCCAUGCAGAGAUUUUAGAGACCUUGGCGUCAUGGCUAGAAUGCUAAAUUUAAAAGUCAGAAAAAUUUCAGUUCAAACCCAAUUUCUGACACCUAUUAGCUGUGUGACUACGGGCAGGUCACUUAAUAUCUUUGAGCUUGUUUCCUUCCCUGUAAAAUGGUGAUACUACCUGUGGUACCUACCUCACACUGUUGUUGUGAGGACUUAAAUGAGAUAAUGUAUGUGAAUUAUUUUGCAAACUUUUAAUUACUAUUUAAAUAUCAGUUAUUAUUAUUAUGCCCAUGCAACUAUAAUGUUGUUACAAAUAUUUUUGUUACAGUAUUUUUUUUCUUUUUUCUGGUUUGAAAUGUUAGAAUUUUUUCAAGUAAUAAAAAAAGUUAGUGCACCAUAGUUAUCAUGUGAUAGUAAUUGCUGUGUACCACUAAUCUCUAAACAAAUGUCUGUAUAUAUAGACACAGGAAAAAUUUCACAUUCCUAGCUGUUAUUUGUUGUACAAAUUACUAUGUGUAGAUAGUAUAGUAAGAUUUCCAUUGCCUCACUGUGUGUACACAUAAAGUAUAUGUGUAUUCUAUAUGAAAUAGUUGUUUCAUUAGAAAAUUUUUCUCAUUUUUGAUUUAUGGUAAUUUUAUUUCCAUCUCCAGAAUCACAGAAAAAUUGGUUUGAUCAGGAAACAUAUUUUUCUUACUUUUUUAAUGCCACUUAACUCUGCUAAGAUGUUGUGCUCUUUUCUAUACACUUGUGGUAUGUCAGAGAAAGGUAGGCUUUUAGGAUUGUUGGCAAUGAGUUAUAUGCAAUUCAUUUGGUUUAAUUAGUGAUUUCAGCGUUGCUCUUUUUUUCCACAUAUUUAUUCUUCUGGUUAGGAAGUCAAAUAAAUUUACUAGGGGACCAUUAAGAAUCUCUCAGCAGAUGAUUGUAUAUUUGAAAUGAUUUAAUGUUUGAAGCUAUUUUGGGCUGUCUUUAUUUUCAGUCUUAUAAAAAACAAUCCUAGCUGUUAGGUUACUGAACAGAUGCUGUUUGUAGACAUAGUAAUGUUUCUAGCCUAUCACUGUGCUGCUGAUAAUAUUUCUUAGGCUGAAGUGGCCAUGUUGAUAUUUUUUAGAUACUAAGACUAACGUAAAGAAGUAUCCCAUAGUUUGUUUUAAACUAUUUUGCCCUACUAAAGACAUAAAUAUUUUGGGUGACAGUGGAGCAAUCAGAAGUACUAAUGGUAAUGUGGAAUUUGAAUGUAUGGCUUGUUGUUUUGUGGACAUUCCCAAUUUAAAAGAUCUCUUUAUAAUUGCUGUUUUUUUUCCUCAAAAGUUAAUAGAAUUAUUUUCCUUGGGCUAAAAUAAUGGUGUAUGUUAGAGUAGUAUAAUAACCUCAGAAAGACAAAAAAUGGAUGUUGUUUGGAAAUAUAAGAGCAAAUGGAAUUGGUUAUAAAUCUUGGUGGUGAACAGGUAACUCCUCUACAUAUAGCAAUACUGAGUGUUUUUGCUUUGUAUACUUUUUCCUGCCUAUUUUCUAGCUGUGUGGUAAUUAAGUAAAAAAUAAGAUUGGUUGAUUUUGCCACAAUUCUAGCUUUACACAAUUGUAUGCCAUUUCUGGGAUUUUUCAUUCUGGUAUGUGUAAACCUUUAGUCCCCACCUAUAAUUGGUAUGUAUCACAGGGAAACCAUAGCCAGAAAGUCCAGUGGAUUGUCCUUUCCAAAAUACACUGGAGAAGAGAAAACGAGAAAAAUAAACCCUGAUUUGGCAGUUUUUCACAUAUUAUUUUGGCAGUUCUUUUUUUAGUUUUUAGAAAACUAUAAAAUGUCAUCAUGAAAUAUCUAUGUAAUGAUUGUUGAAAUCACAUGCCCAGAGGCAUCAAGAGAUUUAUUUACAGGUUAUUGUGAGAAUUUGGUUUAAUACCAUUUCUAAUUUUGGAAAGAAACACUUCUCACUAAAUUUAUACGCUGACUUCAUCUGCCUGCUUCUCUUCUGCAAAUGUAUUUAUUGAUUGUGAUAAAUGUAGAGAAUGACAGUUUUGUCCCUUUCAUAGCUUCUCAGGUUAGUGAGAAAUACUGAAUUGUCCUUGACAUCUUUAGGUAUAGUAGAGAGUGUGGUAAAGUGAAAAAGAUCAUUAGGUGUGCCACUUUGCUUAAGUUAAUUGUAUCUUUUUUGCUGUAAGAGAGGAUUCUGUUUUGGUGAAGUAGUGCUAGGAAAUUCAUGGUGUUAAAAAUAUAUCAAAAACUUUUUUUAAAAAAAGUAUUAGACUGAGAAUUGAGGAAGAGGCUUGGGUUUUGCUUUGGCUCAUUAAUCCAAGAAAUGAUCAUGGAGCACCUUCCCUAUGUAAUACAUUGUGGUAGCCAUUGUUCUGUAGGACUCUGCUUUUUCCCUCAAGGUAAAUAAAAAUGUGUUGGGGGAGAUAAAAUUUGUUUGUGUUUACAUUCAAUAUAAGGAAAAAUGUUGUAGUGCCAUGAGAGUGAGUCAAAGUUCAGAUAUUGGCAAGAUUCUCUUGGGCUAAAGUGAUGAUAGAAAAAUGCUUGGAGAAUGUGGUAUUUGAGCUGGAAGUUGAAGGAUGGAUAUGAUGUUCGCUGAUGAUAAUGGAAAGAAAGGAAGAAGUAAAGGACACAUAAUGAGCAAUGAUAGGGCAAAGUACGUCAUGUUCAAGAAGUGGUAAAUAAUCCAUUUGGGUUGGAUUGUAGAGUACAUAUAGGAGGAUAAGGAGAGAAGGUUGAAGAGGUAGAAUGGGGUCACACUAUAGAGCUCCCUAAAUACCAGAGACAUUUACACUGUACUCAAUGGGCAGUGGGGAGCUAUGAAAAGUUUUUGAACUUAGGAAUGAAUAAUGUUGAAAGUAGUAAUAUUUUAGUAUUUGGCAGUGGCCUGUAGAAGUGGAAGAUUAAGAGACUAGAGUCAGGGAUACCUAUUAGGAGGCUGUUGGAGUAAUCUAGGCAGGUAAUACAGAUAUUGAAAUAGGACAAUGUAGGAAGGAAGAAGUCACAACUUCUCUGCACUAAUGAACUUUGAAGGAAACUUCCAACUCUAAAAUUCUACAAAAUAUAAUUAUCAGUUAAAUCUCAAAUCAACAUUUACUACGCACUUUCGCUGUGGGAAGAACAUUGUAGUAGAUGCUGGAGUUAUGGCAGAUAAGUAUAAUAUGCAAUAUUACAUGAUAAGUACACUGAAGUUGCAAAAUAAAAUGCCUUGUGAGGUCUGAGGAAGGUAGACUUUUACUCACUUGUUCUAUGAAACCAGAAAUUAUUUUUUAGAACAGUGUACUAUAAAUUAGAAAUUGAAAUGGAGCACAAGACAAUAUUUCGAGAAGCUACUGUAGCUUUCCUCUGGAGCAACUUUAAAAAAAUGGUCUUUCCUUGAACUGCAUUGGGCUAGAAAAGCAAGAUAACCAAAGAAGAAAGUCAGGUUCUUGUGAUACUCAGUUGUGCAGAAAAAUGUCUUCUUAAGGUCAGAUAUACACAGACACAUUUAUGUGAUGAUCUGAUAGAAUUUAUCAGGAUUGGAGGGCUGUUAUUCAUUUGCCUGUGUAGUUGCCUUUCUUUUCCUUACUUAGAGAACUUUAUUAAAGGGACUGUGCUUCCAUUCCCUUUGCUUGCUAACAUGUGCAUUUUCUCCAAGCUUCUGUUCUGCAAGAUACGAUAAAGAUAAUUUUAAUCAUUGAUUUUUUUCUUUUAAGUGAGCUCUGUUUAUUUUCCUUUAUCAACACCCUACACUCUCAGUUCACCACAGACUAAUUAAGUGACAUGACACUUUGUUUUAAGGAUUCAGGUGUGUUAAAUGGUCACUAUUACAGUCUGUGUUGCAACAAAAAUUGUUUCAACACAAUAUCAGGGCUCGUUAAGAACUAAUAGCUAUUUGUAGCCCAGAAGCAUCUCAAAAUAGCAGUUCUUAUUGAUGAAACAAACUAGGCAGAGGAUAUAUUUGCCUGUAUAUAUGGUAACCCCAAAAAACAAAACCCCAAAGUAGAAUAGAGUGAAUGUAAAUUUAAUUGCGUUGAAUUGCUGUCCCAGCAUAAUGGAAUAGUGCCAUAUUUCUUUCAACAAGCUAAGGAGUUGGGUUUUCAAGACUCAUAAGAUUUUCUUUGCAAAUAAUAGUAAUAAUUAUGGAAUUAUGUUAAAGUUUUUGUAUUUUAGCAAGUCUGACUCUCAUUUAUCGUAAAUAUUUUUCCAUGGAUCAACCAAGUUAUUUGAGAAAGCUUACACUUGGUUAUUCGUGGUCAAAGAUGAUAGUCACAGGUAAAAUUUCUUACAGAAAAGCAUUGCUUUUGUGGAAAUGUUUUUACAACUUGUCUCUUGAUUUCCUUUUUUGUGGUUACUUUUUUAUUUAUCCAAUGAUAUGAAAACAGUAUUUUUGCACAAUUGUGAUAUGCAUAAAUAAUCUCUAAUAGUAUAGCCAACUCUAUGCACUAGCUUUUGUGGUGUUUAAUAGUGUGUUUUCUCUGCUAUUGUGCCCAUAUUUGUCUAAAUGUAAAAUACUGUGAUUUUUGUAGAUUUGGCAGUCUAGCAUGUCAACUAUAAUGUAAUUAGCCUGUGUUAUAAAUGGUGACAACGGCAGUUUUCGUAUCAUGUAAAGUACAGAGAAUAAAACUGCUGAUAUUCCUCCUAUCACUUUCUAGGUCAGAAAACUUAUCAUGAAAACUAUUUAAUAACAACUCUGCCUUAGCAGGAACAGAUUGUGUAUGUUUUGUGUGAACUUGUAUAGUAAUAAAGUCAAAAUUAUGAUUAAUGUUA